AUGUUCGGUUCGUCGGAGCUCGCCGGGCUGACAGGUCGAGGCCUGGUCGGGGGCGGGGGGGCGGGGAGUGGAAACCGCAGGGGGGGACCGUAUCAAGCGGAUGCAGUUACUGUGUUCGAGAACGAACUGGGGUUGUUUGUGUAUUCUCGAACCGGAAAGGAUGGUCUCGCCGGUGGAAAACCGUCAACGGUGGGCGAUCAAUGUCGCACCAUGAUUAGUGUUUCCGAGAAGCCUUGUUUGUGGGCGUUGCAGGAGAAGGGCUGA
Chaetomium globosum CBS 148.51 is the source of this 264-nucleotide messenger RNA. RefSeq lists its product as uncharacterized. The record is from RefSeq and is a predicted model, not a curated record. The transcript is spliced from 2 exons. The coding region runs from base 1 to 264 and encodes 87 amino acids. NCBI's taxonomy places the organism in Eukaryota, Fungi, Ascomycota, Sordariomycetes, Sordariales, Chaetomiaceae.